UAUAUAGUCGUUGUGAAGGUCGGGAAGCCAAGUGAACGUUCGAGAGCCGGCAACCCUGGCAAGCGUGACAGUCAAAUCUUGUUGAUGCGGUACUUGAAUAGGGUGCACUUCAACGCACCCAUGUCCCCACUAGAGCUCAAGAUCUAUCAUCAGAUGCAGAAUGACCCUACAUUCUACGAGUGCAUUUUCACUGUGGACGCAGACACGUCUGUGACUGCAAAAUCUCUUAACCGUCUUGUGGCAGCCUCGGUAUCAGAUUCCAACAUAAUCGGUAUAUGUGGUGAAACAAGACUGCAGAAUGGGGGGUGGACCGUACACGAGUACUACAUCUCGCACAACUUGUCCAAAGCUUUCAAGAGUCUUUUCGGCUCAGUCUCAUGCCUCCCUGGAUGUUUCACCCUCUACCGCGUCCGCACUAAUGAUAAAGGCCGACCGCUUAUCAUCUCCAACCACGUGAUUGAUGAAUAUGCAGAUAAUAAUGUGGAUACCCUGCACGAGAGGACCCUGUUCUCCCUCGGCGAAGAUCGAUUCCUGAUGAUGCUGUUAACGAAACAUUUCCCCACCUUCAAGACCAAGUUCAUUCCGGAUGCAAUUGUGCCUACCAUGGCACCAGUAUCUUGGAGAGUACUAUUUUCACAACGCCGGUGUUGGAUCAAUUUGACCGUUCACAACUUGUGCGAGUUUGCUAUUCUUCCUGACCUCUGCAGAAUUUGUCGUUUCUCGAUGAGGUUCUUCAUCUAUCUCGAUCUGAUCGGUACUUUGGUGAGGUCCUUUCAAAGCGUCAAUUUGGCUUGGCUGAUUGUCGAGGCUGCUACUGGACAGUCUCCGUUCCCUCUGAUUUCUAUAAUCAUGUUAGCAGCGGUGUAUGGUCUUCAGGUGGGCUCUUAUCUUCCUAUCAGAAGAGAGUUCAUGCUUGUUGGAUGGAUGGUGGUCUAUCUCAUUUCGCGAGUUAAGCUGUUCCUUUACAGUUUCUUCCUGCUCAUAUAUUCAUUCUGGCGGAUGGAU
Messenger RNA from Suillus bovinus, 1005 nucleotides. RefSeq names its product chitin synthase-domain-containing protein. NCBI's taxonomy places the organism in Eukaryota, Fungi, Basidiomycota, Agaricomycetes, Boletales, Suillaceae. Gene Ontology annotation, cellular component: cell septum; cell periphery. Gene Ontology annotation, molecular function: chitin synthase activity. The record is from RefSeq and is a predicted model, not a curated record. The annotation marks the transcript as partial. The transcript has 6 exons.